AUGGGGCCAGGCUGGCUGUUGCCCGUGCUGGUCCUGGUGCCAGGGCUGCCUGGGGGGUCCCCGGCACAGGAGCAGCUCCCCAGGGAGUCCCACAACCUCAACUGGGGCAAGUUUUCAGGGUUCUGGUACAUCCUAGCCAUUGCCUCUGACACCCCGGGGCUGGUGCCGGGCGGAGACAAGAGGAAGCUGGGGGCGUCCAUGGUGAAGGUUCACAAAAGGGACCAGCUGAAGCUGGUCCUCGUCUUUAACCGGUCACAGGGGUGCCAGGCACACUCACUGAUCCUGCGGAAAGACAGGAAGAGGGCUGUGUUCAGAAACACCUUGAAGGGGGUGGCGGGCUUCCAUGUGCUGACCACUGACUACAAGGACAGCGUGGUCUACCUGCGCCUGGGCCGGGCGGGCCGGACCACCAAGACCCUGCUGCUCCUCAGCAGACAGAGCACAGCCAGCUUCCUGAGCAUGAGAAAGUUCAUGGGUGUGUGUGAGGCUUUGGAGCUCACCCGCAGUGUGACAGUUCUCCCGAAAGAUGCUUCCUGUGCACACACCAUCCUGCCGUGA
This is a messenger RNA of Mesoplodon densirostris (Blainville's beaked whale), 558 nucleotides long. RefSeq names its product lipocalin 10 (gene LCN10). NCBI's taxonomy places the organism in Eukaryota, Metazoa, Chordata, Mammalia, Artiodactyla, Ziphiidae. Gene Ontology annotation, molecular function: small molecule binding. The record is from RefSeq and is a predicted model, not a curated record. The transcript has 6 exons. The coding region runs from base 1 to 558 and encodes 185 amino acids.